This is a messenger RNA of Rattus norvegicus (Norway rat), 11420 nucleotides long. The record is from RefSeq and is a predicted model, not a curated record. Lineage: Eukaryota; Metazoa; Chordata; Mammalia; Rodentia; Muridae.
GGUGGGCUGGGCGGACGGAGCGGCCGGGAGCGCGCUGUGGACUCCGCGGCCGCGAGUAGUUAGUUAGUUGUGUCAGUUGCUCGGUGGAGGCGUCCGCGGUCACCAGAAAGGGGACGGGACAGGCGGCAAUGGUGAAUAUCGUGACGGCGUGUGCUCCCCUCAGGUGUCUAUCCAACCCAAGUCUUAUGCUGUAGUUGUUUCUUGGUGAUUUGCCUAGAAAACCUAAGAACCUUUCGGUGUGUCAUGUAUUCUUGGAGAUUACAUUCAAAUCUCUCACGUUACCUGUGGAACAUCUCUUGUGAUCACCGCUGACCUUUUCUUCCUACCAAGUCUUGCUUUUGCAGUUUCUCCUCUGCAACCCACCCAUCUGAUCUCCACUCCCUCUGCUUCUAUGAAGGUGCUCUCCUACCCACUUCCUACCUCACCACUCUGGCAUUCCCCUACACUGGGGCAUCGAGCCUUCACAGGACCAAGGGCCUCUCCUCCCAUUGAUGCCAGAUAAGGCCAUCCUCUGCUACAUAUGCUGGAGCCAUGGGUCCAAGCCAAAUGGUUCGAGCAUAGUGGUUCCCAACCUAGGAGCUCCCUGCAAGAUGAGGGCACUAACAACUGUCCUUUGUGUGACACGCAAGUAACAUUGGCACCUUCAGAAUAUAGAAUGAGAGGCAAGGAGGAAAGGACAUUCAUCAUAAGAAGAUUUGAAUCACCUUGAAAUUGUAAAGGAAUGUAGCACUUGCUGCCAAACUACCGUGGUCACCAGAAUGAACGAAGUGCUUCAGCGUUAAAUGAUUGAUCAUACUUAGAGGAACUGCUAUGACAACAUAAGGAGGUGAAAACUCACAGAUGCAAAUGCAAGUCUUGCUAUGCACUGAAGGAAAAGCAUUGUCUGGGAAGUUCUAUUUUUAAAAAUGUCUGCUUGUAACACCUUUACUGAACACGUUUGGAAACCUGGCGAAUGCAAGAAUUGCUUUAAACCGAAAAGCUUACACCAGCUUCCUCCAGACUCUGAGAAGGCGCCCAUCACCCACGGCAGUGUGAAAACUAAUGCCAAUCACAGUAACAACCACCGAGUCAGGAACACCGGCAAUUUCCGGCCCCCUGUGGCUAAAAAGCCCACCAUAGCUGUGAAGCCCACUAUGAUGGUAGCAGAUGGGCAAAGUGUAUGCGGUGAGCUAAGCAUCCAGGAACACUGUGAGAACAAGCCUGUCAUCCUGGGGUGGAACCAAAACAGGACUUCUUUGAGCCAGAAACCACUUAACAACAAUUCUGAAGGUGAUACUGAAGGCUUUGGCAGUGUUCCUCAGCAGUGUGCCAAUAAUGACCGUGCAAAAACGAUACCCAACAACAACGGGCUAACCGAAGUGCUAAAGGAGAUAGCGGGUCUGGACGCCAGCCCUCCCGUCAGAGGAAACGAAACGAACUCCAGAGAAACAUUCUUGGGAAGAAUAAAUGAUUGUUACAAACGAUCAUUGGAAAGGAAGAUCCCACCCAGUUGCAUGACCGGGAGCACGAAGGACUCUCAGGGCAAGCACGUCAUUCUGAGUGGGAGCACUGAGGUCAUCAGUAAUGAAGGGGGCAGGUUCUGCUACCCUGAGUUCUCCAGUGGUGAGGAGAGUGAGGAAGACGUGCUUUUCAGUAACAUGGAAGAAGAGCAUGAGAGCUGGGACGAGAGCGAUGAGGAACUGUUAGCCAUGGAGAUUCGCAUGAGAGGGCAACCUCGAUUUGCCAACUUCAGGGCAAACACCCUAUCUCCCGUUCGAUUCUUUGUGAGCAAAAAGUGGAAUACUAUCCCCUUACGGAAUAAGUCUCUGCAGAGAAUCUGUGCUGUAGACUAUGACGACAGCUAUGAUGAAAUCCUGAAUGGUUAUGAGGAAAAUUCUGGGGUGUCUUAUGGUCAAGGAAGCAUUCAGAGCACAGUGUCAUCUGAUUCCACAUCACCAGAUUCCUCCUUUACUGAAGAGUCACGUUCUGAAACAGCCAGCAGUUUAUCCCAGAAGAUUUGUAAUGGGGGGAUAUCUCCUGGUAAUCCAGGAAAUUCUAAAGACAUGGCAGAAACUGAGUCUAAUUCUGAAAGUCCUCCUCCUAAUAAUGAGGAGAAGGACUCAUCACUGACUUCCAAAAGCCCAGUGAAAGUUCCAGAGACACACAAAGCCGUCCUCGCUCUCCGCUUACAGGAGAAGGAUGGCAAGAUUGCAGUACAAACCGAGAAGCCAGAGAACAAAGCUUCUACAGAUAUUGCUGGCCAGGCAGUCACCAUAAGCCUCGUCCCAGUAGAAGAACAGACAAAGCCCUACCGCGUGGUAAAUCUGGAACAGCCACUGUGUAAGCCAUAUACAGUUGUGGAUGUGUCGGCAGCAAUGGCCAGCGAGCACCUGGGACGCCCCAAGGUAAAAGGUUCAUCUUCAACCCCAAACUCUCCAGUUACAUCACCUGCGUUGACACCAGGACAAAUAAACGCCCAUCUCAAAAAAUCCAGUGCAAUCCGUUACCAGGAAGUGUGGACUUCCAGCACCAGUCCACGACAAAAGAUCCCUAAAAUAGAAUUAAGUACUGGGGGAACUGGGCCAAAUGUCCCUCCAAGGAAAAACUGCCAUAAAUCAGCGCCCACUUCACCCACGGCUACAAACAUCUCCUCCAAAACCAUUCCUGUUAAGUCACCUAACUUGUCUGAAAUAAAAUUUAAUAGUUACAACAAUGCUGGGAUGCCACCUUUUCCCAUCAUCAUCCACGACGAGCCAUCCUAUGCCCGGAGUUCCAAAAAUGCCAUUAAAGUGCCCAUUGUUAUUAAUCCAAAUGCAUAUGACAAUCUCGCCAUCUACAAAAGUUUUCUGGGAACAAGUGGUGAACUCUCUGUGAAGGAAAAAACUACAAGCGUAAUAAGCCAUACUUACGAAGAAAUCGAAACUGAGAGCAAAGUGUCUGACAGCACCCCCAGCAAGCUCGCAGACGGCCCCCCGGCUAAAGGGUUUUCUAGCAGUGCAGAACGCAAACGAGGCUCAGUAGCGCAGAAGGUUCAGGAGUUUAACAAUUGUCUCAACAGAGGUCAGUCUUCUCCACAAAGAAGCUACAGUUCCACCCACAGCUCCCCAGCAAAAAUCCAGAGACCCACUCAAGAGCCUGUGGGCAAAACAGAAAGUGCACAAGGGUCUCAGGUACCGGGCAGCAGUGGCAGCACCAGGGAGAAAGCAAGUGCCGUCCUAUGUCAGAUUGUGGCAUCUAUCCAACCCCCCCAGACUCCUCCAGAAGCACCUCAGUCUAGCCCUAAGGCUUGCAGUGUGGACGAGCUUUAUGCCAUUCCUCCAGAUGCAGAUACUACAAAAAAUAUUCCUAAAAACACACCAGUCAGACCCAAAUCUCUCUUCACAUCUCAGUCUAGUGGCGAAGGUGAGGCCCAUCAGACCACAGAAAGCCCUACUACCAAAACUCAGAAAGAUCCAUCCACAAAGCCAGUGACUUCUCCUCCCUCCAAAUUAGUGACCAGCACCCAGAGUGAGCCACCGCCUCCCUUUCCCCCACCACGGUCUACUUCCUCCCCUUACCAUGCAAGUAACCUGUUGCAGAGGCAUUUUACCAAUUGGACAAAGCCAACCAGUCCCACCAGAUCGACAGAAGCUGAAUCAAUUUUGCACUCUGAAGGCAGCAGACGAGCAGCUGAUGCAAAACCUAAACGUUGGAUAUCAUUUAAAAGCUUCUUCCGCCGCCGGAAAACUGAUGAGGAAGAAGAGAAGGAGAAAGAGCGAGAGAAAGGGAAGUUGGUGGGCCUGGACGGAACAGUCAUCCACAUGCUGCCGCCCCCUCCAGUCCAGCGCCAUCACUGGUUCACAGAGGCAAAAGGAGAGUCCAGUGAGAAGCCUGCUAUCGUCUUCAUGUACAGGUGUGACCCUGACCAAGGCCACCUCAGUGUGGACCAAAGCAAGGCUGGGGCAGACAAUGGAAGGACAGAGGACGUGUUGCUGCGGAACUUAGAAGAGAAGAAAAAUAGCCAUCCUCCAUCUCAGAUUCCUGACAAAGCUUGCAGUCGCGUGACCCAUGAAGUGGCAGAGGAACUUUCUCCUCGGGAUCCAAGAACUCCUGCUGUGAAGCAAGAUGGCACUUCAGUCACACCAACAUUGCCUCCACCUGACCUGGAAAGGGAAGAAGAAAAAGAUGCCACUUCGGAUCCUACAGACGUGAGUCCGUGCAGCGCAACAUACAGCAACUUAGGACAAUCUAGAGCAGCCAUGAUACCUCCCAAGCACCCGCGGCAUCCCAAGGGAGCGUUGGAUGAUGCCAUUGCCUUUGGAGAGAAGACAGACCAAGAAGUAUUGAAUGCUUCCCAACCCACACCACCCCCACUGCCAAAGAAAAUGAUACGAGCCAACACAGAGCCAAUCCCCAAAGACCUUCAGAAAUCCAUGGAAAGCAGUCUCUGCGUCGUGGCUAAUCCCACCUAUGAUAUUGAUCCCAACUGGGAUGCCAGCAGUGCUGGAUCUUCUGUCAGCUAUGAACUCAAGGGACUGGAUGUUGAGUCUUAUGAAUCCUUGGAGAGACCUUUGCACAAGGAGAGACCUGUUCCUUCCACAGCAAACAGUAUCUCCAGCUUAGCCACUCUCAGUAUUAAGGACAGAUUUUCCAACAGUAUGGAGUCACUCUCUAGCCGACGUGGUCUCUCCUGUAGACAGGCUCGAAGCAUCCAGAAGCCACAGAGACAAGCACUUUAUCGAGGACUUGACAGUCGGGAAGAAGUGGUGGGUAAACUCCGAAGCCUUCAUACAGAUGCCUUGAAAAGACUGGCAGUUAAAUGUGAAGACCUCUUCAUGGCUGGGCAGAAAGACCAACUCCGCUUCGGAGUGGACAGCUGGUCAGACUUCAGGCUAACCAGCGACAAACCGUGCUGCGAAGCUGGAGAUGCGGUUUACUACACUGCCUCAUAUGCAAAAGAUCCACUCAGUAACUAUGCAGUCAAGAUCUGCAAGAGCAAAGCGAAGGAGUCGCAGCAGUAUUACCAUAGCCUGGCUGUCCGGCAGAGUCUGCCUGUACAUUUUAACAUCCAGCAGGAUUGUGGCCAUUUCCUUGCUGAAGUCCCUAAUCGUCUGCUUCCCUGGGAGGAUCCCAAUGCUCCUGAAAAGGCAGAGGAUGGCAAUGAAGACAGUGAGGAAGAGGUGAAGGCAGAAACUUCAGGGGGAAAUCCUGAGCCCUGCUCUGAAUCAGAGUCAUCCCAGAAAGAGAACCAACAAGUCACAAACAGGAAGCAAAGAAGCCAUGUCGUGGUCAUCACCAGGGAGGUUCCCCAUCUCACUGUGGCCGACUUCGUGCGAGACUCUUUGGCACAUCAUGGGAAAAGCCCCGACUUGUAUGAGAGGCAAGUGUGUCUGCUGCUCUUACAGCUGUGCUCUGGUCUUGAGCACCUCAAGCCCUACCACGUCACUCACUGCGAUCUUCGCCUGGAGAACUUGCUGCUUGUCCAGCACCAACCUGGGGGAGCCACCCAGUGCCCUUCACCUGCAGACCCCUGCCCCACCUCAGCUUGUCCCACAAGACUCAUUGUGAGUAACUUUUCUCAGGCCAAACAGAAGAGCCAUCUGAUGGACCCUCAGAUCCUCCGAGACCAGUCCCGCCUUGCCCCAGAGAUCAUCACGGCCACCCAGUAUAAAAAGUGUGAUGAAUUCCAGACAGGCAUCCUCAUCUAUGAGAUGCUGCACCUGCCCAACCCUUUUGAUGAGAACCCAGAGCUGAAGGAGAAGGAGUACACGCGCACAGACCUGCCUCGGAUCCCUCUCCGCUCCCCGUACUCUUGGGGCCUGCAGCAACUUGCCAGCUGUCUCCUGAACCCCAACCCUUCUGAGCGCAUCCUCAUUUCUGACGCCAAAGGCAUCCUCCAGUGUCUGCUCUGGGGCCCCCGAGAAGAUCUCUUCCAAAUCUUCACCACCUCGGCAACCCUAGUACAGAAGAACGCUCUCCUCCAAAACUGGCUGGACAUCAAGCGAACACUGCUGAUGAUCAAGUUUGCCGAGAAGUCCCUGGACAGAGAGGGGGGCAUCAGCCUUGAAGAUUGGCUUUGUGCUCAGUAUCUGGCCUUUGCCACCACAGACUCCCUGAGCUACAUUGUAAAAAUCCUGCAGUACCGUUAAUGUGGCCUGGGCGUUGCUUUUAUUGUUAAAUAUCGCCACCUUUUUCAUGUUGUCCUCAUUCCCUGUCCUGGUACUCACUCAGAAUUCAAGGAAAGAAAAGAAGCCAACUGCCACCCUUGUCCAGGAACAUAGGGCUUCUUUCAGCAAGGUCACCAAUGGCUUUCCACAGAGUGAGCGGCUGAGUGUCUCUACUGUACAGGAAUUCAACUGUGCAAACAUGCGUUGCCUUCCCUUGGAACAUUUGUCAUCCCAAUUGGCUCACAAAUGUGGGGUAAAAAAAUGAAAAUGCACGUCCAUGAAGGACCAGCUCCUGUGGAAUGAUCUCAGCAAGCUGCAUCCGCCUCUUCCAGAACUCUGAAGCUCACCUGUACUAACUAGCUAGCAGUACACAUGUCACCAAGCUCAGCUGUCACCCAGUAAUGCUCUUGCAGCAGAUUCCUCUUCCUCAGUGACUGCCUCUUUCCUGGGAGGACAUGCCAUUAUCCUUCUCGGCUGAGUUUCAGUCACUGGGGACUAGCGUCUGUUCCGCCAUACCAUGAAAGGAGGAGAGAGAUUCCCAGCCGUUAGAUCAUGGGUCUGUUUCCAUUUUUGUUCUUAGCAAAGGUUGGACACUGCAUAGACAACCCCACUGCCACUGCUUGGCUGUCCUUCACCUUCACCCUGUCCCACCUGCUAAAGUUGGAGUUUAUUAUCCACUUCUUGUGGUCCAGUACAAAGCUGACCAGAGGUGGUAUCACCAAUGCCUCAGCAGGAUGGAGUACAGUCCACAGAUUAUGAAUAGUGGGCAGGAUAUGAAGAAAUAAUGUCCUUAUGUGCAAUUCUCCAGGGGCCCUCAGGGAACAGACUUUCAAGUACUGUUCUUUGAUUACUGUCAGACCUAUCAGCAUGGUAGCCAGGGCUGGUGGUGCCUGAGUCAGAGUUUCUUCCCCCGAAAGCAGUCAUUGGCCAGCUUCCUUCCAUCAGUAGCUGGUACUAACUAGUCUGCCAAAUGCUGUUAGCAACAGCCCUGAAUGAAAUGGUUGUCAAUUUAGCAUUACCGUCACCUUAGAAAGCAACUGGUAGCCGGCUAUUGGAAGGCAAGGGGAACGGGAAAGGCCACAAAAAUGGCUGACCUGAUCCUUGGAGUGCCAGCCUCUUCCAGAAAGACUGCCUCCCAGAGUGAGUGGCAUGUCGCUCCUAAGACUGCAGUGGGCCUGGAGCUCAGCUCACAGGAAGGCUGAUGGCUGCAGUGGAUGACUGAGAGUUGUUCCCCAUGAAGCCUGUGCUCUCCCGUGAAUUAUGUGCAAUUUUUGUAUGUAUUUUUAAGCUGUAUAUUACAGUGUUUAUGUUGCAACUUUACCUGAGUGAGAACUGCAGAAACAUUCUUGUCUUCCCUUGGCACAUACUUGCGCUGAGAGUCAAGUAUCCUUUCCACCUGUGUGCGUGUAUGAACGCUCAUACACUUGUUUUAUUCAAAACUGUGAGUCUCUGUUUACUUCAACCUUGAAAUCCCAAGAGUCACUUGAAUGGUAAGUGUGUAAGCAUGUGUUACUAUGUGCAUGCACAUGCUGGAGAUAGGCCUCUGGGAAGCAACCUGUAGUGGGGUGGACAGAUCAGUUCUGUACACCUUGACAGUGAGGAAACCCAGGAAGCCCUCGCCCACCAGCUCAGAAUUGGCUUAAAGCCAAGACUGACUGUGCAGUAUUAUUUGGGUGGCACCUUAGUGGCCUUGGAAACUUCUAGACUUUUAACAUUUUUAACAGCCUUUCAUGUGAUUCACCUUUAUCAAAGAGGAUCAAAAAAGGAGAAUGUAUUUUAUUAUGCAUUUUUAAGGAGAACGAUAUGUAUGAGGCUGCAUAUGCAGGAUGGCUUUGCGAUCCUGGCUAGUGCUCCGUACUCCCAGGAAAGAGGCCUAGUUUGCCCACAGAGUCUGUCUCUCCUAGACAGAAUGACCGUGGAGUGGGCAGCCAUGAGUCAUGGCUACACCAUGCCCAGCAGGCUAGGGUUUGAGUCAUAUAGCCCAUGUACACAUAACUUCCCGCCUAAUUAUGCACUGAACUGGUGGCAAAAAGACCACUGACCACGUCAGCUGGCCCAGCCCUUCACUUCCCACAGUGCUUGCAGAUUGAGACAUACCUUCUCCACAUUGCUCUCAUGGUGCCUUGCCCAUGUAAAUCUGAAUGUUGAUUAUUUAAUGAGGUUACAUAUUUAAUGCAGAAUGUUCCCUGGUCCCCUCUGUUUGUUGUCUGUAGAAAUCUCUCUUUUUCUGUUUGUUAUCUUAGAUGCAGCCUUCUUUCACACUAUAGUAGAAAAAGCGUGCACACGUCUGCUACCACUGUCUCCCUGCACUGGUAAACUGAGCACUCUUCCUUCCACGUGACUCCCACUAAGAAUUACGGCCACACUAGUGAGGGACAAAGAUGAAAGCCAGCUAACAGGAAAAGGGCCUCUGUCUUUCCAGAGACAGGAGUUAAUUCUGUCUGGGGAAUGGCCACAGAAUGGGUGUGGGGAAGAAGGUUAGAUCAGAGCAGAGACAAGAACUACAUUUCUGGGCAAGAAGUCCAUCAGGUGGUCUUUCAUUUCUCAAAAUAAUGAAAUCCAGUCCAUAUAACAUUGUCAUAGAUACCUUACAUUUCCACUUUGAUUCAUUCACUCACUGGAAGUCCUUCCCUCUGCAGUCACACACACACACACACACACACACACACACACACACACACAUACACACACACACACAUUUUAUAUACACAUAUAUUAUGAAUUUUGGAGUGUUACUAGUAUAGCCCUUGAAGUUUUCACAAGUAACAUCUGUAUCGACUAGGUUUUUUUUUUUCUUUUCUAUUAAAGUCUAUGCCAUAGAUUCUCCCACUUCUGUUGAGAGUUUGAACAACUAAGGCCCACUGGAACUUUUCCCUAAGCCACAUGAACAGUCUCUCCACACAUGUGGGUGCUAGAGAGACAGGACUGUGGCCAGAGCAGGCAAGAGCAGGAGUCAGUGCCCCUCAGAGUGCCUUGUUAGUGUAGUAACAUAGUCAUGGAGAGAACAGCCUCCCUUGCCACACAGGAGAGCUCUUUGGGAAUGCAUACAACCACAUAAUGUUCACCGUAGAGGACAGCACUGGAUGAGCAAAGGAACAAUCAAAGCAGAAAUGUGGGAAAGGACAUGAAGUUCCUGAAUAUCACCAACCCCAAGGCUGAGUUAGGUCAGAAGGCACACCGAGAGCAGUGGGUUUCAGGGAUUGUUCUCAGGAGAUGGGCUGCAUGAGGUCAUGGGGGAGUGAGGCUCCCCAACUGCUGGUGCUAAGUAAGGGCCAAGAAGAAACUUCUCAAGAACCAGUGAGCACAGCCUUCCUUCAUCAGCUAGAGGAACCAGUUCUGCCUCUGAGCUCAGGGUGUUCGUGAAGAUAGGAAUCUAAAGCUCUAGGAAGACAUGCUUCUAGGAGUAAAGCCUCUGCUAUCACAAAACCCCCACUCAGUAGUCGGUCAUGCAAGCUCUCCAAGUUUGGUUUACCCCAUAUUGGAAAAUCAACAGAUACCAGCUGGUAACCUGCAGCGAGGAUUUCCCCUGGCCUUUACCUAGAGUGGUCUGAAGAGAUAUGGGCCAGUCUCAAAGACUGGGAUGGACUUAGGAGGCGUCCUUGUAUUCUAAGUAAUUCCAGGUACAUAAAGCAUGCACACACUUGGAAACAGGACAGCUCAGCUCUCUGGGCCGACUCUGGCAUGCUUGUCAUUCCUCUCACUAGUGGAUAAGGAUCGGGAUUCUGGUCCAGCCUCGUAAGUGAACAGGAUGGCUGCCCAUAAAACUGGGUUAUUAGAUUUACCUCAUUGAAGCUCAUUUUCUCAGAGGCCCAAAGUGCUGCACUGAGACAAAUCCAAGUGCUGCCCCUCCUGAAGUGUGCACUGAAGUCCAUCUGCUCACGCUCAGAGCGGUGCACAGGUGGGGACGCCAUGGACCAAAACCAGUGCCCCAAGGGAAGUCAGAAGAGCCAUAAUGCGAGAUCCUAGACAGGGUAUACCAAAGACAUCAAGCCUUCCUCAUCCUGAUGCUUCUCAGAUGAUGGGGUGAGCUGUGACAGACGCCAGAGGAAAGGGUUUUGCAAACAUUCCAUGUUCAAGGUAUUCGAUUGGUAAGUCCAUCCCUAACCUCCCCCAAGCCCCCAGAAAAAAAGCUCUCAGUUUGAAGCAGGCCAUGUUGUACAUCAGAAGAGAAGGUGGAGGGAGUGGCAGCAACCAGAGCAGACGGCAACAUUCUCUGAUGUCUAAGAAGGACUUUGAACCAGCCCACUCGCCAUGCCUGGCUGUUGCCCAGACCGCAUGGGAGCACCACAUCUGUAAUAUCGAAGCUUGGGUUUGUGGUGAUUUUUUUUUCUUAAAAAGAGGUGCUGUCAAGAGAUUUGUUUAAAGAACUCUUGGGAAUUUUCUUAGCCCACUAUACCAUUUAUGAACCUUCCCACAAAGGUGACUCUUAGCAUCACCAUCUAACGUGUAUAAGUACCCAGACUGUCCAAGGUGCUAUACAGCUGUUCCACCCCUACCCCCGCAGCCGUUUUAAAUUAGAGACUUCUGCAUCAGCUGCCACUGGACACUUUUUUUGCCCACGUAGAUGGGGUCUGCAUUCUGAGCAUCCUUCAUACAUUUCCCCUCAGGAGCCUCCACAUCUGUCCCUAUCCCUGCUUCUAAUCCCUCCCGUUCCAUGUUUUUUUUUAAAUCAAGAAAGUUUCAGGGAAUCAAAAGAGGUUGGGAUUUUUUUUAACCCAGCAGAAUCGCAGAGUUAUAUAUUUUGCUAUGAAUAUUGUUGUGGUACAGAAAAUCCACUUUGCCUGUUGGUUUGUGGCUAGUAUGUGUGUCUCCACUCUUGGUCAUUUGAAUGUUGAGCCCGCCCUAUAGCUUCAGUGUAAUGUUGUUGAAAGGUUAAACCACACAGUUUCAGGAAGCCUACUCAAGCUGUUCCUUCCUUAUUGCCCACCCCUUACCUGUUCUGGAGCGUGUGCAUAGACACACUGGGCUGGGUUUUCUGUUCAUGACACAGAGGGCAUUUUGUUGGGAGGUGAAGGCAGAAGCAAGAUGUCACCUGUCUCAAUGAAUUGAAUCAUGACAGUCCUUAUUCUAAUAUCUCUAGUUCUCCAUGGCACCGCCCACAUUCUGCUUUAGAAAAUCUUGUUUCUCUUCCUCCAGCGCUUUCCCAUCUCCUUUCAUAAUUUACAAUUGUGUAAAUCAAUAACAGGUCCCUGUGUCACCAGUGGCGCCUCCCUUUGGUUUGCUGUGGUACUUUGCUGUGUACUCUGUGGCCUCACGUUACUGUGUAAAUAAAUUCCGUUUAAUAUACACUAAAAA